AUGCUCGAAAUCCGUCUGCUAGACCAUAUCGACUUUGGUUCAUGGUUCUCAGACUGGACGGACAGAGUGUCGACGCUGGAGACGGUCGGAAGCAUACCCUUGUCUGGUGUAGAUCCCAUUGGCCGUCUCCCAGCGUUAAGCAUGUUGAAGAGAUCAAUUCACACGACGCUAAGCGGAUGGGGAGAGGCUGGGAGGCUGUGGGAAGGAUUCAACUGGCCAGGAGUGCCACGUCGAGGCGGUAGGACCGUGGUCAUGUGUGUGUGUGAACAUGAGGACCAUGGACCAAGCCACAGAGGACAGGCUUCGUCAGUGAGCACCCGGGCGGAAGCCUUGGCUAUCGAGUGGUAUGCCGGGGCUUGGACGCUACGACCCCCCGUCGUGCUCAAGACAACGGACAAGACGGACAAGACGGAGCAGGCUGUCGAGCGAGUUGCGCUACCGGCAGGCCCGGUGGCAUCAGCACGGCACACGCUGGCGACGAUGGAGUGA
Messenger RNA from Bipolaris victoriae FI3, 489 nucleotides. RefSeq lists its product as hypothetical. NCBI's taxonomy places the organism in Eukaryota, Fungi, Ascomycota, Dothideomycetes, Pleosporales, Pleosporaceae. The record is from RefSeq and is a predicted model, not a curated record. The transcript has 3 exons. The coding region runs from base 1 to 489 and encodes 162 amino acids.